Messenger RNA from Ictidomys tridecemlineatus (thirteen-lined ground squirrel), 6826 nucleotides. The record is from RefSeq and is a predicted model, not a curated record. NCBI's taxonomy places the organism in Eukaryota, Metazoa, Chordata, Mammalia, Rodentia, Sciuridae.
UUGGGGAGGAAUCCUAUCUACAUAUUUCUUCUUCAACCUCAUCCUGGGGUCGUGGUUGGAACUUUUCAUCAAUCUUUCCUUUCUUUCUUUCUUUCUUUUUCUUUCUUUCUUCUUCUUUUUUUUUUUUUCUCUCUAAGCCUUUUGCCUAGCUCUGCCUGUCACAACAAAGUCAGCCACAGGCCUCCAGAGAGUAGCCUCUGUGAAAUUUGUCAUAAGGGUGUCAGGUAUUUCUUCCUGGCUUCCAAAGAAAACUCAGAUAAAGAAAUCUUUCCUGGAUCCUUCUGAGGCUGCACUCGGAAGCUCUCUUGAGGUGAAGAAGAAGCUGGAGAGCAGUAGCAAGAAAAACUGGCCAAAGAGUAAAAGAUGCCCCGGGGCAGAAGGCUGACCGGGGUGGAGUUGGGGGUCAGACAGACUCACUUUGCCUGGGCUGUGCUGGAACAAAGUCAAGUUCUUGGCGAUUGAGAGUUUAAGCCCAUCGUGAUUAUGCUGCUCUUACUUAUCCUUCUAUUGCCAGUAGUUUUAAAAUUUAGUUUUGUUAGCAUCUCAGCACAACAGUCCUGGAGCUGUUCGGAAGGCCCUCCCCUGGGAAAUGGGAAUUCCACUUGUGUCGGUCCUGCACCCUACUUAAUUUUCUCCCAUGGAAACAGUAUCUUUAGAAUUGACCCAGAAGGCACAAACCAUGAGCGACUGGUGGUAGAUGCUGGUAUUUCGGUGAUCAUGGAUUUUCAUUACAAGAAGGAAAGAAUCUAUUGGGUGGAUUUAGAAAGACAACUUUUGCAAAGAGUUUUCCUGAAUGGGUCAAGACAAGAGGUAAAGUACUACCAAGUGUGGUUUAUAUUUUGGUCUUCAGAAGUGGACAGCAGUCUUCACAGAGCAGAUCUCAGUGGGGUGAAAGUGAAGACUCUAUUAGAGACACCAGAAAGAAUAACAGCUAUGUCCCUGGAUGUGCUCGAUAAACGCCUCUUUUGGAUUCAGGACAAUAGAGAAGGAAGCAAUUCUCAUAUUUAUUCCUGUGAUUAUGAUGGAAGGUCUGUCCAUCUGAUCAAACCUCCAACACGGGAGAUGGUUCCUAAUAAACCAUCUUCUGUUCUAGAAAAGAAACUUUGCAAACUAAAGAAAGCUAACUGCAGCGGCAGAGCGUGCGGCCAGGACUCCAAGUCGCGCUUGUGCGCAUGUGCGGAGGGCUACGCGCUCAGCCGAGACCGGAAAUCCUGUGAAGAUGUCAAUGAAUGUGCCUUUUGGAAUCAUGGCUGUACUCUUGGGUGUAAGAACAUUCCUGGAUCCUAUUAUUGCACGUGCCCUGCAGGAUUUGUUCUGCUUUCUGAUGGAAAACGAUGCCAUCCAUUCAUUUCCUGUCCAAGCAACGCAUCUAAAUGCAGCCAUGGAUGUGUUCUGACAUCAGAUGGGCCCCUGUGUUUCUGUCCUGAAGGCUCAGUGCUUGGGAGAGAUGGAAAAACAUGUAGUGGCUGUUCAUCACCUGAUAACGGUGGCUGUAGCCAGCUCUGUCUUCCUCUCAGCCCAGUAUCUUGGGAAUGUAGUUGCUUUCCUGGGUAUGACCUACAACCAGACCAAAAAAGCUGUGCAGCUUCAGGACCACAACCAUUUUUGAUGUUUGCCAAUUCUCAAGAUAUUCGUCAUAUGCACUUUGAUGGAACAGAUUAUGGAACCCUGCUCAGCAAGCAGAUGGGAACAGUUUUUGCACUAGAUCAUGACCCUGUGGAAAAUAAGAUAUAUUAUGCCCACACAGCUCUGAAAUGGAUAGAGAGAGCUAAUAUGGAUGGUUCCCAGAGAGAAAGGCUUAUUGAGGAAGGAAUAGAUGUACCAGAAGGUCUUGCCGUGGACUGGAUUGGCCGUAGAUUCUACUGGACAGACAGAGGGAAAUCUCUCAUUGAAGGGAGUGACUUAAAUGGAAAACAUCGUCAAAUAAUCAUUAAGGAGAACCUAUCUCAGCCCCGAGGAAUUGCUGUUCAUCCAGUGGCCAAGAGAUUAUUCUGGACUGAUAUGGGGAUUAAUCCACGAAUUGAAAGUUCUUCCCUUCAAGGCUCUGGCCGGCUGGUGAUAGCCAGUUCAGAUCUGGUAGAGCCCAGUGGAAUAACCAUUGACUACGUAAUGGACACAUUGUAUUGGUGUGAUGCCAAGCGGUCUGUGAUUGAAAUGUCCAGUCUGGAUGGUUCCAAACGCCAAAGACUUGCCCAGAACGAUGUAGGUCAUCCAUUUGCUGUAGCUGUGUUUGAGGAUCACGUGUGGUUCUCAGAUUGGGCUAUGCAAUCGAUAAUAAGGGUGAACAAGAGGACUGGCAAAAACAGGGUACGUCUCCGAGGCAGCAUGCUGAAGCCCUCCUCACUGGUUGUGGUUCAUCCAUUGGCAAAACCAGGUGCAGAUCCCUGCUUACAUCAGAAUGGGGGCUGUGAGCAUAUUUGUCAAGAGAGGUUUGGAACUGCUCAGUGCUCAUGUCGUGAAGGUUUUAGGAAAGCCCCAGAUGGGAAAACAUGUCUGGCUCUGAAGGGUCAUCAGAUAUCGGCAGGUGGUGAAGCUGAUCUAGGUAAUCAGGUAACACCAUUGGAUGCCUUCUCUAGGACUAGAGCAUCAGAAGAUAACAUCACAGAAUCUCAGCAUACACUAGUGGCUGAAAUAAUGGUGUCAGAUGAAGACGACUGUUCCCCCGUGGAAUGUGGCAGCCAUGCCCAGUGUGUUUCAGAGGGAGAGAAUGCCACCUGUCAGUGUUUGAAAGGAUUUACCUGGGAUGGAAACCUAUGUUCUGAUGUAGAUGAAUGUGAGGUGGGUAGCACAGUUUGUCCUCCUGUCUCCUCCAAGUGCAUCAAUACAGAAGGCAGUUAUGUCUGUGGAUGCUCCCAAGGUUACCAAGGAGAUGGAAUUCACUGUCUUGAUAUUGAUGAGUGCCACCUGGGGGUUCAUAGCUGUGGAGAGAAUGCCAACUGUACAAAUACAGAGGGAGGCUAUACCUGCAUGUGUGCUGGCCGCCUGUCUGAACCUGGACUGUCUUGCCCUGACUAUACACCACCCCCUACCCUCUGGGAAGAUGGCCACCAUCUGGUCAGAAAUAGUUACCCAGGAUGUCCUGAGUCACAUGAUGGGUACUGCCUCCAUGGUGGAGUAUGUAUGUAUGUUGAAGCAGUAGACAGCUAUGCGUGCAACUGUGUUAUUGGCUACGUCGGGGAGCGAUGUCAGCACCGAGACCUGAGAUGGUGGGAACUGCGCCAUGCUGGCCAUGGGCAGCAGCGGAACAUCACCGUGGUGGCUGUCUGUGUGGUUGUGCUGGUUCUGCUGCUGCUCCUGGGGCUCUGGGGUGCUUACUACUACAGGACUCAGAAGCUGCUAUUGAAAAAUGCAAAGAAUCCCUAUGAAGAGUCAAGCAGAGACGUGAGCCAGGGCAAACCUGCUGAAGGAGAGGCUGGAAUGUCUUCUUGCCCCCAACCUUGGUUUGUGGUCAUAAAGGAACAUCAAGACAUCAGGAAUGGGAGUCAGUAUUCCGCUGGCAAGGAUGGCCAGGCAGCAAAUGUUGUCCAGUUGUCCUCCCUGGAGCUUGGGUCAGUGCAGCCAUGGAAUCAGGAACCCUAUAUACGUGGAAUAGGCACAGAGCAAGGCUGCUGGAUCCCACCAUCCAGUGAUAAAAAGUCUAGUCUCCAGGUAAUGGAGUGAAACUAUCCUUGUACCUUCCUAUGAAGUUGAGAUGCCCCACCUUUCUGCAGUCAUUAUAGCCACAGAGAUCCACCAUGCCAAAUGGAACUGACUCAGUGACAACUGGAGUAAAAAGGGAGGUCAAGAACAAACCGUGUUGAUGGACAGUAUAUUUUUCUUUCAAAAAGUAGAAUACUAAAGAUUUUGGUUCCACAAUCUCAAUGUAACUCACCUAAUCAGGGUUCUAGAGGCAGAUGUGUAAUUGUGCUUUUGUGUUUUCCUCCAAGCAAUCCCAUUUCUGAUUUUCAAAGAAGUGCGACCAGGAGAAUUGGGACAAUUGUGCUUAAUGAACUGUGAUGUAUUUAAUAGCCAAUACAGAUAGAUUUUUUUUCUCCCCUGCACCCUCAGAAUAAAUCUGAGGAUAAAGCAGGUUUGGUCAGUUACAAAGUAAUUUCUUUGAUCUGGAUAGUAUUCUGAACUCAAUUUCAUGAAAUGACUGGAAUAUUAUAAAAUUACUGUUUAGAUACAUUGAAGGAAUUUAUUAACUAUUGGUCCAUGCUAGUAAUUUUGCAGAAUGAAUUAUCAUAAAUUAAUGAAAAGUGCAAGAAUUUACAACUUGAUUUUUUGCUGAAUGAGAUUACUUAUUUUUAUAUUUUUAAAAUCUUUGAAUGAAAUCAUUUAAUUUUUAAAGCAUUUCCCCAAAGACAUCAGUAUUUCUCAAUCAUUAUUAUUCUUACAGCAUUAUAGCAUUGUUUCCCAUGAAAAUGUUAAAUUCUUCCUUUGUGUGUUUGCACAGACUUAUUUUUCACAUAUGAGAUUGUAAGCAAAUUCCAUGAUUUAUUUUCAUUUUCAUUAUGGAUGGCAGUUUAUUCUAAUUAUUUAAAUAAAAUCACCAUAAAACAUAAACAUUUUACUGUACUCCUGAUUAAGUAGUUAAUUAUAAUUGGUGGUGGUGAUAGAGUUGAACCAAAGUGAUUUGCCACCCUUAUUUGCCAACCUUAUUAUAAUUUUUUUUAAGUUUGAAUCUAUAACUCUGACUUCUAAAGUAAAAUUUUAUAUUAUUCUAAUUAAGUAUUUUCCUUGCAGCAAAUGCAUUGUUACUACACAUAACAUAACUUGCCUAAUGCAAUAAUUUUGGAUUGUUUGGGGCUUUGGAUUAUCUAGUUUAUGCAUUAACUAGUCCCUUUGUCUAUUUUUGUCUUUCAUUUCUCUUCAACACCCCAGAUUUUGGUUAUAGUAGAAAAUCAGAAUUAAAAAGAAUUGAAACUCGUGUUUUCAAGUGGAUAUUUUAUAGAAAUUUUGGUAAAGAUUUGGUGAUGGGGAGGAUGACCUAAGGUUUAUGAGUAUUAGUUAACUAUUCAGUAUGACAUUCUUCCCAGCUAAUUUUUUUAAAUAUUUAUUUUUUAAGUUAUAGGUGGACACAACAUCUUUAUUUUUAUAUGGUGCUGAGAAUCAAACCCAGUGCCAGGUAGGCGAGCGCUUUACCUCUGAGUCACAACCUCAGCCCACCCCCAUCUAAUUAAUAUUUUGUUAGUGUUCUGUUUUGCUUUAAUUAAUAACUGAUAUUCUAGAGGAUCAGGAGACAUAUUUAUUUCUGAUUAAUUAAUUGACCUCAGAAAAAGAAUAGCCAUAAUUUCCCCCAAGUUUUUCUUUCUUUAUUUGAAUGUUCUUGUUGUUGUUUCCUACAAAAGUUAGCAUUUUUGAAGGUUUGGAUUACCUUUUUGUACUUCAUACAGGAUUCUGUGAAUAACCAAAGAAAUUACAUGAAACCACACUAACACAUAAUAUGCCAUUAUCUUUGAAACACAAAAUCCCUGUUUGCAUUUAGCUUUCAAUGACUCUGAUACCUUAGAAACUGGGACCAUUUUAAGUCCUUCACCAGACUGUCCUUCUGCAAUCUGGUCAGUUUAAUGGGGGAAAAAAAAUGUACUUUGUGUACUUUGGUCAAUGAGUCUCCCUGAAGAGAUGUCUUAUCUUCUUUUCUUGCAUUCUCAUGUUUCCACUAGAAACAUUCUCCUUUAUUUAUAACCUAAGUUUUAAAAUGAAUAUUUUUGUUUUGUUGUUUUGGUGGUGCUAGGGAUUAAACCCAGGGCCUUGUGCAUGCUAGUCAAGCACUCUACCAACUGAGUUAUAUCCCCAGCCCCCAUGAAUAUUUUUAUCUAAGAUAUUUGAUUUGAUUUUUUCUAGACUGAAUAUUUUCAUUGCCUAACUCUGAUGGUCCAUUGUACACAAUACCUGAUUGAGAUUCCAUUUGACUAAAUGUCACUUUCUACAUAUGAAAUGAACGUUCUGCCCUCUUUUGGCGCUCCUAAUGAAAACUUAGGACACUGUGUUCUUUUGAAUCCAUGUGGUUCUGUUUCUACCUACUAGCUUUGAUUUCUAACUAAUGCCCUUUCCAUGCCAAUAAAUGAUUAUUGCAUAACAAUUGAAAAUGUGAUAGGAAUAAAUCCUUAAACACAAGGCUGGGAGAAAUAAAAACUAUCUAGUCAAUUUAAGUAGCUGUGACAGGCAAGAUUUUAUGUUUUGCUGUGUUUUUUUAAUGUUUUCUUUCUUCUUCUUUUAAGUUCUUAAAUGAGAAACCCUUAUCUGUAUUGUUUCAUGUGCAGUUCAGCUCUAGGCCUGCCUGAAGCAAAUACUCUUCUGCUGAGAACUUGACAGCUUCCUCUAACUAGAGCUAUAGGCUAGGAACAAGAGAAACACCAGGCUUUACACAUUGGUAGGUAAGCUGUAACUUUCCCAGAGUUCAUUUCUGUGUAUUUUUGUGAUUUAGUUGGUCAUCAUGGUUAGAUGCAGUGAAAGAGGCACAGUUGCCCAGUGAAUGCUCACUCUUUCUCAUGGAGAUUGCUGACGGGCUGCAGAUUUUCCUUAUUGUUCCUUACUCUGUAUUAUCUCUUUAACCUUUCUGUUGACCCCAAGACAUACCAGUGAUCCCAGACUCACCACCAGACACAGAUACAUCCACAUUCCAUAGCUUACUCUCAGCUGCUCCACUUGGGAAGUUGGAAAUGACUAGCUUCAUAGCUCUCCUUGCCAACUCUAGCUUGUCCAUAGGUUCCAUUGUAUGUUCUAUGAUUCCUGAUCAGUCAUUAUACUCCAAUGUUCCAAAUCCCUUCUAGACCUUACUUUCCCAGAUCCUUUUGUAAUUAUGUAAGAAUUAAUUUUUACAAUAAAUAAUCAUUACAUAAUA